AUGAGACUGUGUAUGAUUGAAAAAGCAGAGGUGACAAAUCAGAUCAAUACACAGCAAAUUAUGCAGAAUAUUAAUAUGUUAUCCUCAAGUGUGAGAACAGGUGGAGUAAUAGAAUCAAUGACAAACGUUCAUUGUGAUAAAAGAUAUCAACAAGCAUACUCGUAUUCACCUCCUCCAGUGAAACCAAUAACAUCUUUACUAGAAUCAGCUUCUCCAUCAAUACCGCCGCCACCUCCAUCACCCAAAACAGGACCUUCUUCUGAAUAUGCACCAUAUGUAAUCAAUUCAGAUCUAUUGCAAUCUAUGGCUAAAGAAUUAAGGAAACCUGAUGGUAAAAAUAUUAGGAAAAUUCCAAAGCGUGUGGAUAUGAAAAUUCCUA
This is a messenger RNA of Sipha flava (yellow sugarcane aphid), 379 nucleotides long. RefSeq lists its product as uncharacterized. The transcript is spliced from 2 exons. The annotation marks the transcript as partial. Lineage: Eukaryota; Metazoa; Arthropoda; Insecta; Hemiptera; Aphididae. The record is from RefSeq and is a predicted model, not a curated record.